This is a messenger RNA of Micropterus dolomieu (smallmouth bass), 1684 nucleotides long. It is a transcript of the gene lg01h1orf115, whose product is annotated as linkage group 01 C1orf115 homolog. The transcript has 2 exons. NCBI's taxonomy places the organism in Eukaryota, Metazoa, Chordata, Actinopteri, Centrarchiformes, Centrarchidae. The record is from RefSeq and is a predicted model, not a curated record. Bases 915 to 1256 code for a protein of 113 amino acids.
AGGAGCAAAAAUCAGCCUGAAAUAAAUAAUGAUUUGACAUUUAUCCUGAAAAUUAUUGAUAUCGACUGAUUUGACAUUUUGUGGCCGUAUCACCCAGCCCUACUUGAUAUUUUACCUUUAUCUGCUUUUACAAACUGAAUCCUGGUAGUAUAAAACAAGAUUUACCUAAAAUGUGAAUAAAAGUUAAUGAAGUUUGGUGGGAUUGCGCCCGUUUCACAGCGCAGCCACCCGCCCAGUGCUCAUGUGCAGCUUCUCCAGCUGUAUUGCUGGAGCCAGAUUCGUUCGGUGAGCACAGGGUUUGGUUUUUGUCUCUUUGGUACCGUGUUGUACCCAAACUGGCAACCUAUUUCUGAUGAAAAUGGUUGUUUUUAGCAUAUAGUGCAGCCUCACAGAACUGGUGUAGACUCUUGCUACGUUUCUGUUUGCUUGGAGAUUAAACAAACAAGCCAGAGCCAGGCUAACUGUUUCCUUAAAUCGCUCCCAUUCAAGACUUAAUUACUUAACUUAAAAUAAAAGGAGUCAAACGUAUUCAGUUGUUGACAGUUUUGAAUAAUGUCUUUUUUUCUACACGACAUGUUUUUCUAGUUUUUGAUGUUGACUCAGCGUCUCAGUGUUUAUUCUAAACUCAAAGGUUCGGCACAAACGUCUGCUGUCGAGGUGAGUAAAACUUUUAAAAACUGUUUUCAACUUCAAGCAGGCAACAAAAGAAACUAAACCCAAAGCUCCACAUUCUUCUUCUAAUCCUGCUUUUAGUGUGUUUUAUGUCAAAGCUCAGAGUUUCCUGUGUCUGCAAUGAGCUUCAGGCUACUAAUAAAGUUUGACUCCUCCUCACUCCAAAGGUCCUCCUGCCUGAAAACAAGGAGGCGAGAGGAGAAAACAAGAAAGUCAGCCCGACAGACGGGGAGGAAGGAGGGAUGGGAGCGCAGGAAAAGGAGGAGGACUCGGCUCCUUCGCCGGGGAAGAAGCAACAGAAAACAUCCAAAGAAGUGUUUUUCUCCGUCCUGCCGGAUAAAUACGAACCUCUGAUCGAAGAAGAGGAGGAGGCGGAGGAGGAGGAGACGCCAGAGGAGAGGAGCAAGAGGAAGGAGGAGAAGAAGAGGAAGAAGAAGAAGAAGUACAAGAAGUACAGGAAGAACGUCAGGAAGGCGCUGGGCUUCAGCUGGCGCUGCCUGCUGGCCGGUCUACAGACCAUGGCCUGCGCUUACUCCACACCGCUCUCAGCCAUGUCCACCGUGCUGACGGAAGUCCACAGAUAAACCGGCAGCAGAGCAUGAUGGGAUAGAUUCUGAGCUUUGACCCAUAUUACCUUGGGGCCCCCUGUCCUGUUUGGCCCCUGGGCCUGGUGAUCAUCCAGGCUGUGCACCAGGAGCAUGAAGACGGAAGGAUGGAUGAAGUGUUUAAAGUGUGGGAGCUUACGUAGGGAUGUUAUUACUAAAGAUGAAGUAAUAAAUGGAUUUUUGUAAUAAUACAUCGAUGGCUGUGAACUAAAUGUUAAAACAGUAAUAAAAGCUAAAGAAUCCUCAUUUAAUCUAUGAAGAAAAUAACUUUUUAAAGGGAUUGUUUUUGGUCUUAUUAACACACACUCUGAUAUGUGUUGUAUUUUUAGUUUAUUGUGUCUGUACGUUUUUAAUACACGACAUUUAAUGUGUCUGAUGAACUUUAAAUUCUUUUACUUCUACUAUGU